Messenger RNA from Sitophilus oryzae (rice weevil), 1337 nucleotides. RefSeq names its product WD repeat-containing protein 55 homolog. The transcript has 4 exons. The record is from RefSeq and is a predicted model, not a curated record. NCBI's taxonomy places the organism in Eukaryota, Metazoa, Arthropoda, Insecta, Coleoptera, Curculionidae. Gene Ontology annotation, molecular function: protein binding. Bases 125 to 1282 code for a protein of 385 amino acids.
GACUUAAGGCCAAACGUAUUUGGCUUGGCGGCUUGGCCUCAAAAAAAUUGAAAUGAAGAUGACGGUCGUAUGAGGUUUGCUAUGAUAUAAAUUAAUACAAUAGGUAUUUAAUAAAUUGGUUAAUAUGGAUUCAGAUUCUGAUAGUAGCACAAGUGAUAACGAAUACAUUAGUGAAGAAUCUGAUGAAAGUAUUUCAGAUAAGAAAACUGAGAUUGAGGAUGAUUCUGAAGAUGAAGUUAUUAAAGCUAUUAAACGCGAAUGUGAAAGAAAAAAUAAUCAUCCACCAGUAAUUAAUUGUGAUGAUUUUAUUACAGACAUUUGUUUUCAUCCUGUAAGUGAUAUCCUAGCUGUUGGAAGUAUACUAGGAGAUGUAAUUUUUUACAAGUACAGUACUGAAGAAAACCAGGAAAUAAGUAGGCAGGAAUUACAUACAAAAGCAUGCAGAGACCUUGAAUUUAGUGAAGAUGGAAAACUGUUAUAUACUACUUCCAAGGAUAAGUCAAUAAUGAUCAGUGAUGUUGAGAGUGAAAAACUUAUAAAAUUCUAUGAAAAUGCACACGAUUGUCCUAUAUAUUGCUUAAGUAUUAUAGAUGAGAGUAUGUUUGCUACAGGUGAUGACGAUGGAACAAUAAAACUUUGGGAUAGUAGACAAAAAGAUGGUCCUAUUUAUAAAACAAAGAGGAAUGAAGAUUAUAUAAGUGAUAUUGUUACUGAUGAAGCUCAUAGAUACCUAUUAUGUUCUAGUGGUGAUGGAUCACUUACAACAUUAAAUUUAGAGAAAAGAUGUGUUCAGAUGCAAUCAGAAGAAUACGAUGAAGAACUGACGUGUCUUGGACUGUUUCGAACUGAAACUAAAUUGAUCGCUGGUUCAUCAAAGGGCAAAUUAUUCAUUUAUAAUUGGAAUGAAUUUGGUCUUCACAGCGAUGCCUUCCCAGGCCCUAAGACUGCAAUUAAUUGUCUUAUACCUGCCACUGAAAAUAUUGUCAUUACAGGUGGUGAAGAUGGUAAUAUAAGAGCAACACAUUUAUUCCCUCAUAGACAAUUAGGGAUUGUUGGACAGCACGAUAUGUCUGUAGAACAUAUGGACAUAUGCAACGAUGGAACAUUUAUUGCUUCCAGUGGUCACAAUAAUGAAAUAAAGUUUUGGAAUAUUCAGUACUUUGAACAGUGUGAAAAAGUUAGUUCUAAGCAUAAAAAACACGAAAGGAAGAAGGACCUUGAAAAUAAUUUGCCAUCCUCAAAAAUUAAAAAUGUUUCUGACUUUUUCAGUGAUUUAACAUAAGAAAGAAUUAUGUUUCUUGUAUUUAAUAAAACUUGUAAAAGAACUGUAAAAAUAA